This is a messenger RNA of Geodia barretti, 1908 nucleotides long. The record is from the annotation of a GenBank genome assembly. Lineage: Eukaryota; Metazoa; Porifera; Demospongiae; Tetractinellida; Geodiidae.
UUGGCCUUUUGGGUAGCCGGCCGGCCGGCCACCUUUACCCGUACGUUCGGCUUUCACCGGGCCGAGGUGCUGGCGGCCCUGGCCAAUGCGGCUAGCCUGUGGGCCAUUACCAUCUGGAUCGGGUUUGAGGCUUAUGACCGGCUCACCAAUCCCCAGGAAAUUCAAGGCGGGCUGGUGCUGGUCGUCGGCGCAGCCGGGCUGGUGGUUAACCUGAUAGUAGCCUGGGUGCUCUUGCACUCUUCGGGACAUAGCUUGAAUCUGCGGGCCGCCUUGCUGCAUGUUCUAAGCGACUUGAUGGGUUCUGUGGCCGUUCUGAUCGGCAGCAUCUUGAUUUUGGCCUUCGGCUGGUACAUAGCUGAUGCCAUUCUCAGCAUCUUUAUUGCCGUUCUCGUUCUGAACAUUCCCACUUACUGUCGCCGGAAGCCGGCGGCCGCUAAAGGAAGUCCUGUCUUGCCACGCCUGAAGCUUGCCUCACUCCUCAUCCCUCUGUGGGUUAUUAUCUUGUUGCUCGGCGUUGAGGCGGAUGCCGCCUUUGCUCAAUCGGCGGAACAGCAGGAAGAUAUCACGGGCCCGGUUCGAAUAGACCGAAAGGUCGUAGCGGGUGGCUAUGACCUUUUCGUGGAAGCUGAGGCCUCCAACCUUUCCCUGGGGACAGCCCUGGUCAGCGUGGCCGUGCUAAACGCCGUUACGGGCGAACCCAUUCCCGACGCCCGUGUAGUUAUCCAUACCCGCCAUAUCGGCAGCAGCGAAACCGGAUGGGCUAGCGCGCUGCCUGUGCCGGAACGGCCCGAAAUUUACCGGGCGCGCAUGAAGCUGGAAUAUCCUGGCCCUUGGGACUUUAGGGUAGAAGUUGAUGGACCACUGGGCCGUGUGGAAACCCAGGUCGGGAAACGGACGCAGGCGAUGACACAAGACGCCCGUACGCGAGAGCGAUACAACGGGCCCAAACCAGUCUGCUUCAAGGGUUGGGUGCUGACUGCGUUGGCUGUUGCGGUACUUUGGCAUCUUGUUAUCGGAGCCUCCGCAGCCUAUGCCCACGGCCGCGUUGCCCCAGGCGAUAACCUCUGGCUGGCCUGGAAUACGGCAAACCCUUUGCCUACCUUGUUCCUCUUUCUUGCUGCCUACCUUUACAUGAACGGUUUGGGGAAGCGGGAGCGUCCCAGCCAUCCCGUUUCGAUCUGGCACAGAAUUUCCUUUUUCUCCGGCUUGUUCGUCAUCUUUCUAGCCCUGCAAUCGCCCAUCGACCCUUUGGCGGAGCACUAUUUCUUUAUCCACCAAAUACAACAUCUGCUGAUCCGCAUGCUGGGCCCGCUCCUGAUAUUGCUUGGCGCCCCUCUCACUCCGAUGCUGCGGGGGCUUCCCCUUUGGGCUCUGCAGGGCGGUGUUCGCGCUGCGAUUCGGCAGAAAUGGGUGCGGAGUGCAUACCGUCGAUUUACCAACCCGGCGGUGGCGGUAGGCAUAUUUAUGGGGGCCCUUUAUAUCUGGCAAGUCCCGUUCCUGCACGACACGGCAGUACGAAAUGAUUACGUGCACGAGGUCAUGCACGUUUCCAUGCUGUUUUCCGGGUUUCUUUUCUGGUGGCUGGUCAUCGACCCCAAGCCCCACCGUUCCCGCCUGCACUACGGGCUACGAGUGCUUUACCUGGGUCUGAUAGUGCUGCCCAAUACCGUGCUUGGCGCGGGUAUAGCCUUUUCCACGGGCCUGUUGUAUCAGUCCUACGCCGAGGUGGAAAAACCCUUAAUGCUGAGCGCCAUAACCGAUCAACAGUUGGGUGGCCUCUUCCUAUGGGUGGUCGGAGACAUGAUGAGCAUCGUUGCCGCUGGCAUAGUUAUGAUAAUGUGGUACCAGCGGGAACAGGAAAAGGACCGACUGGAGGCCGCCCAGAGAAGUAAUCAGGCUCGCCCAUAA